CGGAGGCCAGUUUGAAAUUAAACAAGCAGCGUUCAAAGGGUUCGCCAGUCUUAGGUAGUAUCUGAACUUAGUGCUUUGAUUUGAUUGUUUUUUUGACAUUUAUGUAGCGUUUUUAGACUAAAAGUAUACUAAGGUAGCGUUGUCGAAAAGGACUCUAAGUAACAUCUCAGCGGAAAGUCCUUAUGUUUGUAGCUAGCCACAAACGCCAGCUGUGGUCCACUGUCCGACGUAGCUGCUAGCUUGCCGUGAUAGCGUUACCCUCUCUUGGCUGCUUUCGACCCUUUUAGAUUCAGGGUAAAUUAACGGUCAGUGAUUUGCCCCGGUCAUUGUGCAAUAUUAUAUUUAGCAGAUUAUGGACUCUGCUGCCAUGCAAAAGGUGUCUAAAGGCACUAAACUUCAAAGGCCUGAAAUUAAGUCAAUCUGUGAUGGGCCCAAGCGGAUUCCUGUAAUACACCAGUCACAGAUGAUUCAGAAGGCUGUCGUCACACCAACUCAGCAUCAGCGGGUCCUAGGUGUAUCGAAUGGACCUCAGCGCGUUCAGCGGCCCACGAGCUACCAGAAACCAGUGUCAAACCUCUCCAUUACUGCCAAGUCUGCACACCCUGCUGAUCAGAACGUGAACCCCGCUACUCAGAAUGUAAAUCCAUCACCACAGCUCAAACCUAGCACCCAGCAAAACCAGUUGAAGACACAAAUGCCCAAGGUGAAGUCAGAGUUGACAAAACCCACAUCAGAAUCAGAAAAGCCAGAGAAACAGUGGGACAAGCCUCCCAAGAACGAUCAUGCACAAACCUCUGCAUCCAAGAAGCGAUGGAGCCUGGAAAACUUUGAUAUUGGUCGUCCUUUGGGCAAGGGAAAGUUUGGGAAUGUCUACCUGGCCAGAGAGCGGCAGACUAAGUUCAUCUUGGCUCUGAAGGUGCUCUUCAAACAACAGCUGGAAAAGGCCGGGGUAGAGCAUCAGCUGAGGAGAGAAGUGGAGAUCCAGUCUCACCUCAGGCACCCGAACAUCCUGCGCCUCUAUGGCUACUUCCACGAUGCUUCUCGUGUGUACCUCAUCCUCGAGUUUGCACCCAGAGGAGAGCUGUACAGUGAGCUGCAACGCUGUGGACAUUUUCCUGAGGACAGAAGUGCCACAUACAUCAUGGAGCUGGCAGAUGCCCUCAACUAUUGCCACACCAAGAAGGUGAUCCACAGGGACAUCAAACCAGAGAACCUGUUACUGGGAGCCAGUGGGGAGCUCAAGAUUGCAGACUUUGGCUGGUCUGUUCACACACCCUCCUCUAGGAGGUCUACUCUGUGCGGGACACUGGAUUACUUGCCUCCAGAGAUGAUUGAGGGGAAAACCCAUGAUGAGAAGGUAGACCUGUGGAGUCUAGGGGUCCUUUGCUACGAGUUCCUAGUUGGAAAGCCCCCCUUUGAAGCAAAAACCUACGAGGAGACCUACCGCAGGAUUUCAAGGGUAGAGUACUCUUACCCACCACUGGCCAAUAUCAGUGCAGGAGCUAAAGACUUGGUUGGCAUGCUGCUGAAACACAACCCCAUGCACAGACUGCCCAUCCAGGGAGUCCUGUCCCACCCCUGGGUGGUCGAGUACUCAACCAAGAAGCCAACCACCUUGAACAGUGACGAGGCCAGCCAAUGAUCCAAAGGUCUGUACCUGGCAGCGUAUGUGAUGGAGGGUGUACAAAUAUGAAUAUCAGGAUGUAGGUGGUUUAUGGAAAUUUGCUUGUACUCUUGAGACUAUAAAACCACUUCAUGUGGACUUUUGUUUUUGGUCUGCUGACACCUUGAGCCACUAUUUGUUAACUGUUUUUUUUUGUUUUAUUAAUAAAGUUUUAACGUUUUUUG
Messenger RNA from Archocentrus centrarchus (flier cichlid), 1848 nucleotides. RefSeq names its product aurora kinase A (gene aurka). The transcript is spliced from 9 exons. Gene Ontology annotation, molecular function: protein kinase activity; ATP binding. NCBI's taxonomy places the organism in Eukaryota, Metazoa, Chordata, Actinopteri, Cichliformes, Cichlidae. Gene Ontology annotation, biological process: protein phosphorylation. The coding region runs from base 353 to 1642 and encodes 429 amino acids. The record is from RefSeq and is a predicted model, not a curated record.